Messenger RNA from Symbiodinium sp. CCMP2592, 867 nucleotides. The record is from the annotation of a GenBank genome assembly. Lineage: Eukaryota; Dinophyceae; Suessiales; Symbiodiniaceae.
AUGCCCAUCGUUUAUACCAGAGUGAUGUGCUCGGCUUCGCGGAAAGAGAAGACCCACAUCUACCCGAAGCUUGAGGCACUGUUCAUAACUGGCAUAGCUCUCAUCGGGCAUGGUCUGCUGAUGUUAGGGACCGACGUUUUCGUCUCGGCCGCUGCUCAGGUUUCAGGUUUCGUAGCACGCAGCACUGGCAAGUCUAAGCCAUCAGCAGUAGCCUUGCGCACCACUCCCAACAUAGUUUCCGCGUCACCCGAGGUUUUCGCAGAAUUUUCUGCCCAGAUGAGAACUUGGGCACCUCGACCGGCUUCUUCCUUGCUGCUUGCUUGUCUUCUGUUAUUCGGAGCGCUCUGCAUACUUCCAGAGGCAUUCAGCACGCCCGGUCCGCGGCGCAGCAACCUGGCCCAGCCAAGGAAGGCAUCGCCCUCCGAGCCUGCGGCAAGGAUCGGAGACAGCUCUGGGCUCACUACUCCCAUCUCGGCGGGCGCGGUGGCUUGCUUGUUGCUGCUGGCAUCCGCCCUCCCCAAUGCUGCAGUGGCGCAAGACUUCUUCGGGGGUGGUGGACCUGACGACGGAGUGGACCGUCGCUCCUUGAUCGAGAGGAGUCCACCACAGCCACCGCCGGCCGACGAUAAGGCGCCGGACAUCGCCCCGGAGGAACGCCAGCGGAGAAGGACGACACCAUCCACGGAUAUUGCAAGCGAGGAGUGGUAUAAGUACGGCAAGGAGGUCUUUGUUGCCAAAUGCGCCGGGUGCCACCCUGGUGGCAUGAAUCAGAUCCGCAUUUCAAAGGGUUUGAACGUGGAGGAUUUGGAACGAUGGGGGCUCUUGCAGGAGGGCUCAAGCCUGUCCCAAAUAUGCGCUGAGCCGUGA